Pseudophryne corroboree (corroboree frog) is the source of this 10911-nucleotide messenger RNA. It is a transcript of the gene PCDH1, whose product is annotated as protocadherin 1. Gene Ontology annotation, biological process: homophilic cell-cell adhesion. Lineage: Eukaryota; Metazoa; Chordata; Amphibia; Anura; Myobatrachidae. The record is from RefSeq and is a predicted model, not a curated record. Gene Ontology annotation, cellular component: plasma membrane. The transcript has 6 exons. Gene Ontology annotation, molecular function: calcium ion binding. The coding region runs from base 469 to 4185 and encodes 1238 amino acids.
CACAGAGAGAGGGAGAGGGGAGCUGACACUCACAUUUGCAGAGAGUUGAGGCAUGCAACAAGCAGCACACACACACACACAGCAGCACUGCACUGGGAGACACAGAGAGGGGAUAUUAUAGAUGCUGCUGCUGAGUGCUGCUGCUGGAUGUGAUAAGGAUCAGGAGCUCCUCCCCCGGUAUACAGGCGCUGGAGGAGAGGGAGACUAGAGCUGCUGCUCAUACACAUAGUACACGGCGGCUGCUGCUGCACACCGGGACGGCGGCCGGGGCUCUGCUGCUACUGCUGCCGCUGGCUGCUCCCAUUGCGGAACUACUCAUCAAUCGCAGCCAGCCGGGAGGGGGCGGCAGGCAGAACUUCUCCUGCCCGCUUAUCGCUGGCGCUGGCUGGGCUGCUGCUGCUGCUGUGAUUUCUAUCGCUGGUCUCCCCGGGUGGAUGUGACAGCGGGGACCGGAGCGGAGCAGCGGAGAUGAGGAGCGGCGGCUGGAGGAGAGCUGGGGAGCCAGAGUGGCCAUUGCCGUUGAGACUAAGAAUGAAGAGGGCAGUCUCCUGUUUAUACUUAUGGCUUUUCCUACAACUUCCCCUGAUCAGCUCUUCCACCCAGGUGAAAUACAAAGUUGACGAAGAGCAGCCACCUAACGUGUUAAUUGGAAGCUUAGCUGCCGACUAUGGCUAUCCAGAUUCAAAGCACCUGUACAAGCUGGAGCUGGGACAUCCUUACCUCCGCGUGGAUGGUAAGACUGGGGAUAUCUAUACAACAGAGACCGCCAUUGAUCGAGAGAGCCUCCGUGAUUGCCAGAACUUAUUCCCGGGUCUACCAUGCUUCCUAGAGUUUGAGGUGUCGAUGACGGACUUAAUGUCCCCAGUUCCCCGGCUGCUUGAUGGACAAAUUGAGGUUCUGGACAUAAACGAUAACACCCCCAACUUUGCUUCUCCAGUCCUCACGUUGUCCAUUCCAGAGAACACUAACAUUGGAAUGCUUUUCCCCAUACCGGCAGCUACUGACCGUGACUCCGGGGUGAACGGGGUGGCUUCUUAUGAGCUGAUAGUCGGUCCUGAAGCACAUGAACUUUUUGGACUGCAGGUAGCUGAAGACCAAGAUGAAAAGCAACCUCAGCUGAUUGUCAUGGGAAACCUUGAUCGCGAACAGAGAGACUCUUAUGACCUCACCAUUAAGGUCCAAGAUGGUGGCAAGACGCCCAGAGCCAGCAGCGCCCUGUUGCGCAUUUCCAUCCUUGACACCAAUGACAACGCUCCUAAAUUUGAGAAGAUGGCUUAUGAAGCAGUGUUGCCUGAGAACAGCCCAAUGGGGCACUCUGUACUGCAGGUUAAAGCCAACGACUCUGACCAAGGAGCCAAUGCUGAGAUUGACUACGCGUUUCACCAAGCCUCAGAUACUGUCCGACGGCUGCUACACCUGGACAGGGCAACAGGUCUGAUAACCGUCCAAGGUCCCAUAGACCGAGAAGAUGUUGGAACGCUACGUUUCUCUGUGGUGGCCAAGGACAAAGGAUCCAACCCCAAAUCUGCUCGCACCCAAGUUACAAUCACCAUACGUGACACAAAUGACAACAAGCCUGUGAUUGACAUUAGGGGGUUCGGCCUGGUAACGCAUCAGGAUGGCGUAGCCAACAUUUCAGAAGAUGUGCCAGUGGAAACGCCUGUGGCCUUAGUACAGGUUUCUGACGUGGAUGAAGGAGAGAACGCUGCUGUAACUUGCGUUGUGGCCAGGGAUGUACCCUUCCAGCUGAAACAGGUUAGUGACACUGGCACCGACAGCAAGAAGAAGUACUUCCUCCAGACCACCACACCACUGGACUAUGAGUCCGUGAAAGAGUACACUAUCGAAAUUGUGGCUGUUGACUCUGGUAACCCUCCUCUUUCCAGCACCAACUCUCUUAAGGUGCAGGUGACUGAUGUGAAUGACAACGCACCUGUCUUCUCCCAGAGCUUGAUACAGGUCAGCUUCAAAGAGAACAAUUCACCUGAUGAUGUUGUGAUGGAGGUGAGUGCCAGUGAUGCCGACAGCGGGUCCAAUGCUCAGAUAUCUUACUCCAUUCUUGCGGACUCCAAUUCUCGUGGCAUCUUCUACAUCAAUCCAGACUCAGGACAGAUUAGAGUCAACACCGUACUGGACCGUGAGCAGCGGGAACAUUACGACUUUCAUGUGGUUGCUACAGAUAAAGGAACCCCCAGUUUAAAGGGGACCGCUUCUGUUGUAAUUACUGUCCUAGACUGCAACGACAAUGAUCCAAAGUUUAUGCUUAAUGGUUACAACUUCUCCGUCAUGGAGAACAUGCCCAGGUUGAGCCCUGUCGGUAUGGUCACGGUCAUAGAUGCGGACAAGGGUGAGAAUGCUCGUAUCCAUCUAUCAGUGGAGCCAGACAGUGGAGAAUUUGUCAUCCAGAAUGGCACAGGCACCAUACUUUCUAGCAUCUCCUUUGACCGUGAGCAUCAGAGCACCUACACUUUCCGGCUGAAGGCGGUGGAUGGAGGGGACCCACCCCGUUCGUCAUAUGUUGGAGUAACUAUAAACGUCCUUGAUGAGAAUGAUAAUGCUCCAGUGAUUGUUGUACCUUCAAACAUUUCCUAUGCAUAUCUUACCCCUUCAACUCACCCAGGUACACAGGUCAACAAAGUGCGAGCCGAGGAUAUGGACACGGGCGUGAAUGCUGAACUCUCUUAUAGCAUUGCUAGUGGCAAUCCCUUUGACCUUUUCCAGAUAACUCCCAAAGGCGGUGAGGUCACCCUAGAAAAACAGAUUUUGAGGAAGCACCAUGGUCUUCAUCGUCUAGUAGUAAGGGUGAAUGAUAAUGGAAAGCCACGAAGGCUUGGUACAGCUUUAGUCCAUUUUUACAUCAAUGAAACUUUAAUAAAUCAGACUUAUGUAGAGACUUUACUUGGUCACAGUCAGGAUACACCAUUAGACAUUGAUAUUGCUGGGGAUCCAGAAUAUGAGCGUAAUAAACAACAACAACGUAACAUCUUGUUUGGUGUGAUAGCUGGCAUUGUGGCAGUCAUCAUGGUCAUUGUGGUGGUAGUUUUGAUUAGAUAUUGCAGACAGAAAGAAGCAAAGAGUGGCUAUCAGGCUGGAAAGAAGGAAACAAAAGAUCUAUAUGCCCCAAAACAGGGUAAUAAAAACAACAAAAAUAAAAUCAAAGUUAAGAAGAGCAAGUCUCCAAAGCCACCCAAACCCGUAGAGGAGGAUGAGGAAACUGGACUACAGAAGUCCCUGAAGUUUAAUCUAAUUGACUCAGCUGGAGACAGUCCGCGAAUCCAUCUACCAUUGAACUACCCACCUGGUAGCCCAGACUUGGGGCGUCAUUACCGUUCAAACUCUCCUCUGCCAUCCAUACAGCUCCAACCCCAAUCCCCAUCUGCCUCCAAGAAACACCAAGUAGUGCAAGACCUGCCACCUGCCAACACCUUCGUUGGCACUGGAGACAACAACUCCACUGGCUCUGAUCAGUACUCGGAUUACAGCUAUCGGACCAAUCCCCAGAAAUACAACCAUAAACAGAUCGGAGUACUUCUGUCAGACUUCCUAAUUGAACAGACAUUACCUCAUCGCAGAGUGACGUUCUCCACGUCCAAUCAGGCACCAGAUAUCCAGGACCCUUCUCAGCACAGCUACUAUGACAGCGGCCUAGAGGAGUCUGAAACUCCAAGCAGCAAGUCUUCGUCUGGGCCGAGAAUAGGACCCCUGGCUCUCCCAGAGGAUCACUAUGAGCGAACCACCCCUGAUGGUAGCAUUGGUGAGAUGGAACACCCUGAAACUGAUCUCAGACCACUGCCUGAUGUAGCCAUGACAGGAAACUGCACGCGGGAAUGUACAGAAUAUGGACACUCUGACACUUGCUGGAUGCCCGGCCAGCCAUCCCCCAACCGCAGGCCCAAAAAUGCCCUCAAGCUCUCCACUUUUGUGCCUUACCAAGACAAGGGGAGUCAAGAGCAGAUUGGCAAUGGGAACCCCAUAAUUCCAGAGGACCGCAUCGGAGGCAACAAUAACAGCACCACCAAAAUGGCUAACAUCCAGCUGUUACCGACUUACAGUGCCUUUACCAGUAACAGCCAUGAGUCAUGUACGGACUCCCCUAUGGAGGAAAUCCCACUAACCCAAACCGCUGAUUUCCAGCACGCAACAACCCCUUCCUCCCAGUCUGCCAAGAGGGAGAUAUACCUGUGAGAUUCACUUGACCUUUUUUGGCAUGUUUGAACUUUGAAGGACCAAGGGAAGAACUGGGAGAUACAGACCUAAACCAGGCUAACUUUUAAAUGAAGGAGAUACACUAGAGAGGGACUAAAAGACAAUACAAUGCUUUAUGGUUCAUGCAACUGCUUCUGGGCUUAAGCCUACAUUACUAUUUAGUAUUUAUUUUUAUUUUCGUGCUGGUUUUCCAUUUUAUUUUAUUUUUUUCUUUGCUUUAUUUUACUAUUACUAUGUAAAAUUCCAAACCACCCUCUACGUAGGUGAUUCAUUGUCAUGAAGAUCAGAACUGGAUUUGGGAUCGGGGGUGGGGGUACUUUUUUUUUUUUUCCCCUCCAAAUAUAGUUUUUAUAUAAAAGCAAAAAGCAAAAAACAAAAAGGGAACUUACAUUGCGUCUUUGUUUCUCCGCUCAAAGAGGAGAAUCUUUCACAGCAACGGAGGACUUUAUAAGCCAUUAUGUUUUUUUGUCUUUUUAUUUUGGGGGGGUGGGGGGGGAGAAUGCUGAAGGAGGGUGAUCUUGGUGCUUUCAUUUUCCUCGGUACGUAGGUCGAUUGACAUUGUGGGAAAGCGUUCCUGUCUCUCCGCAGUGAACGAGUGGCAGUAGAAGGCUUCCAAUUUGUGGUUGUAAAUUGAAAUGUAGCGCUCGGUCAUUUUAGAUCUUUUCUAAAAACACAAACAAACAAAACAAAAAAAAAUUGUUGGUAGAGGAAAUUUUUACAUUUGGCAUUUUGGCUUUGUUUCAGAUCUCUCCUGCAGGAAAAAAACUAAAAAAUGAGAGAUCCAGUUACAACGGUGACACUGACGAGUCAUAAACAGUCUAUAGAGUUCCCCAUCAGAAAUAAAUCAUAAGGUUCCGUUCAGGUACUUGAGUAUCUGGUUUUAGUAUAUCUAUGUGUCAGAGACCCCCAAAUUACCUUUAAAUACAUGGUACUAAGAUACUUUCAUCUUACAUUUUAAAUAAACAAAUUUUGUCUAGAAAUAUUUUUGAUAUUUAAUCAAGGCAUUACGAUAGUUGAUUCCUCCCUCACCUUCCCAAAUGAUCUACUUAAAAGUGGGCUUCUAAAUUCAUAGCUGGACUCUCGCUUUUACAACUGCGCAGUUAUCCACUAAAGGGUACCUGCUGCCUUAGGGUCAAAUGGGGUCCAGCAGUGUUCUUGGUAAAGAAGGUGAUCACAUCUGGUGCCGUGUGUUUGAAAGUGUCCACGGGUCUAUCCUUCGAGCCAACAAAAAGUUUUAUAUUACAUUUUAUUUAACUUUUUUAUAUAUAUAUAUUUGGUUUACUGCAUGCUAGUUCUCAAAAAUAAGUACUGCUCAGCCUUGAGCCAUACUCGGUAGUGGGUAGGUAAAUGCCAGAGGAGAGAGUCUCUUUCAGGUCCAUGGUCCAGGACUGCUUCUUGAGGGGUUCUGCUAAUUCUCUCAUGACAUCUGAUGAAAAGUGACGGCCACAUAGUUUUCUAAGGUUAAUCGAAAAGAGGGGGGUUAACAUAUACCAAAGGUGCCAACUGAAUGAAUACAGGUGAUUGCAAGGGACAGCCAGAUGGGGACCAAACUGUAUUCUAUCUGCAUAUCCGACUCAUCAAUACAGGGUAAGCUUCGAGCUUGACUGGCCUUUUCAUGUAGACUUCUGUAAAUAUAAUCCUUUUGAAUGAUGAUUAAGUCUGCCUGAUUUCAGCUUUUAUUGUUGCAAGAAAACCUUUUUAUUUAUUGUAAUUUAAUUACUUCUACACUCUGCAAAGUGGUCCAAGCAGGUUGGGCACUUUGGCUACAAAAGCAUGUAGGCUGGUGUGUUCCAUGGCAUUAUUUUCUGACCAUUUUAUACGGUGGAAAGGAAAUCUUAAAACCAGAGAAGAAAGGUUAAGUUCUGUAUGUAUAUUUCUCUUAAGUAUAAUACGCCCCAAUUUGCACAUAACUCUGCUAGAUGUGCUGAGAAAACUUUGUUCUUUCCUUAGUGCAACUCUACACCUGGAAAUUGCACCUAACGCUCUGCAGAGUAUGAGUCUGACCUAGUCAGCUGGUAAUCGUGCCACUUAUAUGCCAUGUUGCUUCUGGUUGGUUUGUAGGGGGGGAGUUCCAAUAGAUAUUUAUAGUAUUAUGUAUAUCAAGAAGAAAAACUGAUGUUUCACUAUUGAGGGGGAACUGUAUCAAGCCUUGGAGAGAGGGAAAGUGGAGACAUUGCCUAUAGCAACCAACUAUCAUAGACUGCGCUAGAUAAAUGACAGUUAAGGUGCAUACACACUUAGUGAUAUAGUAAACUAUAUCGCUCAUUUUCCCCUUCCUGAGUGAUAUAGUUUACUAUAUUGCCCAUUGUGAACGCCACGUCCAAAGCUGCAUGCUCUGGCCGGCCGUGGCAUGAUGUCACUGUGCGAUAUCGCACAGUGGGUAUACCCGCCAUGGGAAACACUAGGCGAUGUCACUCACCGAGAACAUCGCCUAGUGUGUACCCAUCUUUAGAAGCUGGAUGCUUUGGGUAACGCCACUUUCUUUCUCCAUUGCUUGAGACUACCUAAAAUUUGAAAGGUCAUGCAAAGGUCAUUCCCCCUUCCCCAGCCCAAGCACAUAUGUUAUUUAUCACCGAUACAUAUUGUUUUGGCCAAGAAGGGCUGGUCAUGGUCUUUGUAAUAGUCAAUACUGCCUCUACUAUUGGAAGCAUUUAAUUAGUACAGUAUGUAUUGAUGUCCAGAUACUGUAUUAUUAUAAUGUUGUAAUAUUUUUGCACCCUACCUGUUCUACUUGUAAGUGUAAUUUAACAUCUGCAUCUUCUCUUGUCACCUAGUUUUGCAUUGAUUGUGGAUGUUUGUAUCUAUGCACAUCUUGUGCUAAAGAUCUACUAAUGGGUUAUUUUAUAAGAUGUGCUGUGACCAGUGGCGGUUUCAGAAGUGGGGUUGCAGGGCAGUCGAAAAUUAAAAUAGGGGAGUCACACCAACUGCCACCCCAAAUGCUGCUAAACAUUGCCAUCUUGGACUCACUGGCAGUUGGUGUGGCUCCCCUAUUUGAAUUUUGGACUGCCCUGCAACCCCACUUCUGAAACCGCUACUGGCUGUGACCCAUAGCAACCGGUCAGAUUCCAGACAAAGGUUUUCCAGUACAGCACAGCUACAAAACUUGAAUGAAGGCAAAGGUAUGAUUUGUUUCUACAGGCUACAGUACAUUUCUGCAUAUUGCACUGUUAUUAAAUUAGUCUUAGGAAGAUUGUGCAAGGGACAUACAGGGCUGGUGCUUGCCUCUAGGGUGCUCAUUCCUCCUAGGAUGAUAGCUCAUCCUGAUUCUAGAAGAGUCGGGCGGUCUGUCCCACUGAUGUAUUCUACGCAGGAGAAUGCGGCACUGAGUGGAUGAUUUUAGUGAAGGUGACACCCAAAUUCUGGACACACCCCAGUGUGAUUUGACAGUACUAACCCUUAUUUGUGUGCUAUGUACAGUGACCCAAUUCCCCAACUGAAGCACUUGGGUGGUAUGCAAUAUUCAGAAGGACACAAUCUUGUAAUUUAACUGGGAAGUUAUGUUACUAGUUCCUAGUGAAUGAAAAGACUGCAUUUUAAUGAAUAUCGGUUAUGCCAAUAAAAAAAAAUGGCUACCCACGAUGGAUGUAGAGAACAGGGGUAUACUUUAAGAGUCAAAAUGUUGUGUUUGCAUUCAAUUUGGAGCACAGUCCUUGAAACCGGUGAUAAAGGCCUGGAAAUAACACCAGCAUCUGUAACAUAGGGGUCUAUUUACUAAGCCUUGGAGAGUGAUAAAGUACCAACUAACCAGGUCCUGUCAUUUUUCAAACUCAGUCUGUACUAUGGCGGUUAGGAGCUGAGUGACUGGUACUUUAUCUCUGUUGACUUUAUCUCUCUCCAAUGCUUAGUACCUAGACCCCAUUGUCUUUGUUUGGGGAUACCAAUAAUCAUUUAAAAAUGACUUUUUCAGCUCUACAGCUCAUAAAAUGUACCUGCUCUCUUUGGAUUUUCAGCACCAUGCCACUUACAGUAGCUUGCCCAUUCCAUUGCUUUCGCCAUUAGCCUCCGACCCAUUUGGAAUGUGUUGCCUUCUUAUUAAACCCUUCUUCUUUUUGAAGUUCUUUAUUCCUGCUGGGCUGCAGAGACCUGCAGGAGAAUAGAGUGUGUAUGAGUGGUAGAUCAUGCCCUCAUGUGAUAUGAUACAAACACACAUAUCCAUCUGGGUAUAUUCUUAGUUAUCCACAUCCCUAAAAAAAUUGGACAGUGGGACCUAAGUUGACCUAUAAUUAUUGCUGCUUUUUUUAAUGAGGAUGGUAGAGAUUGUGUUUGCCAAUAGUCUAUUUUUGGUGCAGUUAUGCUUAACAUUUCACAGAGUAUAGAAGACCGGGUGGCCCAAUUUGACGGCUUAUUAAGACAGUUGGACACUUAAGACUUUGACCGGUAAAUAGCAGAGACUGGUAGGUAUAGAUUUUUUAAAACCACAAAGAAACGGCUUGGCCAGAGAAGUGGUUACGCCAUAGUACACUGAUAAACGUCUUCCUCUCUAGAGCAAGCCCUGAUAGGAAGGCAUGCAGAGCAAGAUGGGAAAAUGGGACUUGCAUAUGGCGGCUAACAUGGAAGUUCUCAUUGUUUCCAUAUUAGAAGAGUUCAUAUAAGGCUUCCUGUGGGUAUUACUGGGAAUAACAGCUGCCUAUUGCAAGACAAUGGCUAUUUACAGAUGUCGGAUGUGUCGUCAUUCAAACUUUUUGAGUAGAGGCAUGUUAGGCUUGGCGCAGGAACAAUAGCAGGAUUUCAAGGACACAAUGUUUUGAUUUGACUUGUGCACCCCAUCACAUGCAUGUCAACACAGCCAUCAUAGACAUGAUCCAGUGCAUUCAAUAAGUAGAUUGGUGUAUAUACAAGUGGGGAAUCCAUUUUCUGGGGAACUUUUAUCCCAAACUUUACAAGCACUUUGCUCUAUGGGUACUCUACCAGCUCCUCUAGGCCGCAAAGCUGUGUGUAAUGCCUGCGAAUGGAACACCACCAUGAGCUUUUCCUCACACAGUGUGGUACAGUAAAUAAGCAGGAUCAAUUGGUGGAUUUCAGGCAGAUAUGAAGUCAGAUGGUCAUUGUCACCAGUCUCUAUGUGGACCACACUUUGCCGGCUGCGCCAGGAUCCCGUCACUGGUGCAGUGCCACCUAUGAACAUGAACAUGUUUAAAGUCAUAGCUCCAAGCUAGCGUAAAAAUGCACUAAGUAGCAUUUUAUCCCUGUCUUGAUGGUGGUGCCAACACAGUGAGGUUACAUAGUGACAGAUGACAUAGUCACUGAUGAUCUUACUGUAUACCUGUCUUAAGUCCACCGAUUAAUUCCCACCAGGGGCGGCUACAUUGGUGGGGCUGCAGCGCAGUCCAAAUUUCAAAUAGGGGAGCCACGCCUACUGCCACUGAGUCAGUUUGUGGCUCCCCUAUUUAAAAUUUCGACUGCGCUGCAACCCUAACUCUGGAGCCGCCACUGAUCCCCACUGUCUACCUUCCAUACCCAACCCUUUAAGACAUGCUGAGUUGUUUUGAUAUCAUUUUGGACAUUUGCAAGAAAAUAACUAGGGAAAGCAUCAGUGCUGAUAUUAGUAGUCCUUGUACCUUCCUUGCGUAAAGGGGCAGCUCUCCUCUACUUUGCUUUGUGUUUGAUACUGAAAUGGUGAAAUUUCAAUGGGCAUAGGGGGAACCUAUGUUUCUCAUGCCAGGUUUAUACAACGAUAUGUCCCCCUUUCCUUAAAUUGUAUGUGCAAUAGUUAAAAAAAAAAAAAAAAAGAGGUUGGGUGAAUCCUACCUAAAUAGAACUUUCAUUUGAAGUCUGCACUAUAUUAACACACAUACUAUAUAUGGGAGGAGGGGUGUCGGACCGAAACCAAAGGUUACAAAAUCUUACGUGAUGACAAAUCUGGCCUGUAGUGGCUACGGUUGGCACAGUAGUCUGAUCUGGAAUGCCGAGUAUAAUGAAAAGAUCCCACAGAAUACAGAGUGUAUUAAAAACAAAAAUAAAAAAAGUUUUAAAAAAAAUUGAUCAAAGCCUGUUCUUAGAUUUUUAGUGUUGAUUCUCUUUGCCUCCUGACCUGUUGAGGUGUCUGCAAAUGUGAUACGUUAAUCACAUAUAUACCAAUGGAAAGAGGCUAACACGAAAAUUUAAUUUACCUGCUUGUGAUGCUGCCUUGUUUUGUACAGUUUUAUGUACAUGAAAGUGUUGCUUUUUAUUAUAAACCUUGAAAGAAAUAUAUAUAUAUAAAAAAAAAUAUCCCAACAAAAAAAGAAAUUAAAUAAAACCUUGACUGAAAAUAUUAUGGCAAAAUAUGUAACUAUUUUUAAGAUGGUAAAUGAAUAUGUAUAAUCUGAAGCUAUUGUUGAACUUUUUUCGAUUUAUAAAUAUUUGAUGUAUUUCUCCCAAGUAACCCCCGAACCUUGACCUUUCUCUCUGGGAAGUUUUUCUAUCAUCUCUUCCUGUUUUUAAUUUACUAUUUUAAUUUUUUUACUUUUUGUUACUUUUUUUUAAUUUUUAUUAUUUUGGUCACUCCUUUUAAAAUUCCCUACACCCCUUUUUAUUUUAUUAGCCCUGUGAGCACAAUCAAUUUUGUUUGUUUUACUUUGAUUGUUUCCUGUUUUUAAUUGUUUCAGCAUGGCAAAAAUAAAACAAAAUGUGGUCUGUCUAUUACCGUUUUUACUUUUCAGAUACAUGAAACUCUUUCUGUUCUGUUUGCGGAGCUGUCAAAUAAAGAAUUCCAUUGUAAUUAUA